UUCAGGCUUUAAAGAAUGCGUUCCAGAAGCAGUGACACAGAGGGCUCAGCCCCAAAGCAGUUUCCAAGACAUAGUAAAGGCCAUGGUUUCCAAGGGCCUGAGGACAUGAAGCAGAGGCAGCAAGACAAAGACCCCACCAGUGAGUCGGAGGCAAUUCUUCCCUGUCCUAAGUCACACGGUGGUAUCGGUCACCAAGGAGAGGACCUCUCAAGAGAUGAUCUAUUAUUUCUUCUGAGCAUUCUGGAAGGAGAACUACAGGCUCGAGAUGAAGUCAUAGGCAUUUUAAAGGCUGAAAAAAUGGACUUGGCUUUGCUGGAAGCUCAGUAUGGGUUUGUCACUCCAAAAAAGGUGUUAGAGGCUCUCCAGCGAGAUGCUUUUCAAGCAAAAUCUGCCCCUUGGCAGGAGGACAUCUAUGAAAAACCAAUGAAUGAGUUGGACAAAGUCAUGGAAAAACAUAAAGAAUCUCAUAGACGAAUCCUGGAACAGCUUUUAAUGGCAGAAAAAUCUCACAGGCAAACCAUAUUGGAGUUGGAGGAAGAAAAGAGAAAACAUAAAGAAUACAUGGAGAAGAGUGAUGAAUUCAUAAGCUUACUAGAACAGGAAUGUGAAAGAUUAAAGAAGCUAAUUGACCAAGAAACUGAGUCCCAGGAGAAGAAGGAGCAGGAAAAGGAAAAGAAGGUCACCGCCCUGAAAGUGGAGCUGACCAAACUGAAGUCUUUUGCUUUGAUGGUGGUGGACGAACAACAAAGGCUGACGGCACAGCUUGCCCUUCAAAGACAGAAAAUCCAAGACCUAACCACAAGUGUGAAGGAAACACAUGCUAAACUAGUCCUCACUGAAACCAGAGUUCAGGAAGAAGAGCAGAAGGCGACCAGACUAGAGAAAGAACUGCAAACACAAACCACAAGGUUUCACCAGAACCAAGAAACAAUUAUGGCAAAGCUCACCAAUGAGGACAGCCAAAAUCGCCAGCUUCGACAAAAAUUGGCAGCACUCAGCCGGCAAAUCGAUGAAUUAGAGGACAACAGGUCUUUACGAAAAGCAGAAGAGGAGCUACAAGAUAUAAAAGAAAAAAUUAACAAGGGAGAAUAUGGAAACUGUGGUAUCAUGGCUGAGGUAGAGGAGCUCAGAAAACGUGUGCUAGAAAUGGAAGGGAAGGAUGAAGAACUCAUAAAAAUGGAGGAGCAGUGCAGAGAUCUCAAUAAGAGGCUCGAAAAGGAAACAUCACAGAGUAAAGACUUUAAACUUGAGGUUGAAAAACUCAAUAAAAGGAUUAUGGCUUUGGAAAGAUUAGAAGAUGCCUUCAACAAGAGCAAACAAGAAUGUUAUUCCCUGAAAUGCAAUUUAGAAAAAGAAAGGAUGACCACAAAGCAGUUGUCACAAGAACUGGAGAGUUUAAAAGUAAGGAUCAAAGAGCUAGAAGUCAUUGAAAGUCGGCUGGAAAAGACAGAAUUUACCCUAAAAGAGGACUUAACUAAAUUGAAAACGUUAACUGUGAUGCUGGUAGAUGAAAGAAAAACAAUGAGUGAAAAAUUAAAGCAAACUGAAGAUAAGUUGCAAGCUGCUUCUUCUCAGCUUCAAAUGCAGCAAAAUAAAGUGACGACGGUUACCGAGAAGUUAAUUGAGGAAACAAAGGCACUAAAGUCCAAAACUGACGUGGAAGAAAAAAUGUACAGUGUCACCAAGGAGAGAGAUGAUCUAAAAAACAAACUGAAAGCAGAAGAAGAGAAAGGAAAUGAUCUCCUGUCCAAAGUUAAUAUGUUGAAAAAUAGGCUUCAAUCAUUGGAAGCAAUUGAGAAAGAUUUCCUAAAAAACAAAUUAAAUCAAGAUUCUAGUAAGUCCACCACAGCAUUACACCAAGAAAACAAUAAGAUUAAAGAGCUCUCUCAAGAAGUGGAAAGACUGAGACUGAAGUUAAAGGAUAUGAAAGCCAUUGAGGAUGACCUUAUGAAAACAGAAGAUGAGUACGAGACUCUAGAACGUAGGUAUGCUACUGAACGAGAUAAAGCUCAAUUAUCUGAAGAGCUGGAACGAGUUAAAAUGGAACUUGACAAGUACAAGUUAGCAGAAAAGACACAGUCCAGCCAUGAACAAUGGCUUUUCAAAAGGCUUCAAGAAGAAGAAGCUAAGUCGGGACACCUCUCAAGAGAAGUAGAUGCAUUGAAAGAGAAAAUUCAUGAAUACAUGGCAACUGAGGACCUGAUAUGUCAUCUCCAGGGAGAUCAUUCAGUUCUGCAAAAGAAACUCCAUCAACAAGAAAACAGGAACAGAGAUUUAGGAAGAGAGAUUGAAAACCUCAAAGAGUUAGAGAGGUAUCGGCAUUUCAGUAAGAGCCUCCGGCCUAGCCUCAAUGGAAGAAUCAUCUCUGACCCUCAAGUAUUUUCUAAAGAAGUUCAGACAGAAGUAGUAGACAAUGAGCCACCCGAUUACAAGAGUCUCAUUCCUCUGGAACGAGCAGUCAUCAAUGGUCAGUUAUAUGAGGAGAGUGAGGGCCAGGAUGAGGACCCUAAUGAUGAGGAAUCAGUGCUGUCCUUCAAAUGCAAUUCAUCUACCCCCUGUCCUGUUAACAGGAAACUAUGGAUUCUGAUGAAAUCUAAGGAGGGCCAUCCUCAGAAUGGAAAAAUACAAACUAAACCCAAUGGCAACUUCAUGCAACCUGGAGAUCUAGUCCUAAGCCACACACCUGGGCAGCCACUUCAUAUAAAGGUUACUCCAGACCAUGUCCAAAACACAGCCACUCUUGAAAUCACAAGUCCAACCACAGAGAGUCCUCACUCUUACACAAGCACUGCAGUGAUUCCAAACUGUGGCACCCCAAAGCAAAGGAUAACCAUCCUCCAAAAUGCCUCCAUAACACCGGUGAAAUCCAAAACUUCUGCUGAAGGCCUCAUGAACUUAGAGCGCAUGUCCCCAAUUACCAUGGCAACCUUUGCCAGAGCGCAGACCCCAGAGUCUUGUGGUUCUAUAACUCCAGAAAGGACAAUGUCACCUAUUCAGGUUUUGGCCGUGACUGGUUCAGCAGGCUCUCCUGAGCAGGGACGUUCCCCAGAGCCGAUAGAAAUCAGUGCCAAGCAUGCGAUUUUCAGAGUCUCUCCUGACCGGCAGUCAUCAUGGCAGUUUCAACGUUCAAACAGCAACAGUUCAAGUGUGAUAACUACUGAGGAUAAUAAAAUCCACAUUCACUUAGGAAGUCCUUACAUGCAAGCUGUGGCCAGCCCCGUGAGACCUGCCAGCCCUUCAACACCACCACAGGAUAACCGAAACUCAAGGCUAACUAAUGGGGCACUAAACAAAACAACCAAUAAAGUCACCAGCAGUAUUACUAUCACACCAACAGCCACAACUCUUCCUCGACAAUCACAAAUUACAGUAAGUAAUAUAUAUAACUGACGACUCUCACCCUCAUCCAGUCCAUAGUGAUAUUAUUGCAAGGAACUCCGUCCUUUUUAAUUAUCCCUCCACAUCCCCCAAAAGACUGACUGAACUUGUACUUUGGGAAGGUUUGUGCAUGAACUAUCCAAGAGUAUCUGAAACUAACUAAGUGUUGCCUGCAUAGUCCUAUCAAGUGUGCACUUACUGUAUAUCUUUUCAUUUACAUACCUGUAUGGAAAAUAUUUACUCUGCACUUGUAUAAAUACAUCUUUAUGUAUUUCAUUUUCCAUAACUCACAUUAAUUUGACUGCAACUUGUCUUGAUGAAAUACUUUAACAUUUUAAAGCAGUAAAUAAUUUGUUAUUUUUACCAUU
Molecule: messenger RNA, 3746 nt
Organism: Lynx canadensis (Canada lynx)
Lineage: Eukaryota; Metazoa; Chordata; Mammalia; Carnivora; Felidae
Gene: FILIP1L
Product: filamin A interacting protein 1 like
Source: RefSeq, a predicted model, not a curated record